This is a messenger RNA of Esox lucius (northern pike), 3784 nucleotides long. It is a transcript of the gene slc26a4, whose product is annotated as solute carrier family 26 member 4. Lineage: Eukaryota; Metazoa; Chordata; Actinopteri; Esociformes; Esocidae. The transcript has 21 exons. Gene Ontology annotation, molecular function: oxalate transmembrane transporter activity; chloride transmembrane transporter activity; bicarbonate transmembrane transporter activity. The record is from RefSeq and is a predicted model, not a curated record. Gene Ontology annotation, biological process: transmembrane transport. The coding region runs from base 174 to 2540 and encodes 788 amino acids. Gene Ontology annotation, cellular component: membrane.
GAGAGAGGGGAAGGAACACUUUGAAAUUGAAGAUUUGAACCUCGAUUUUUUUUUCAAGAGAAUGUGCAACGGUUAUGGUGAAAGUGGGGGAUGAAAGUGUUUUUUUUUUUUAUUCAGAAAAGGAGCAACAUUCUGAAGUUUAAAGAACUAGGGCCAAGAGAUCAGGGAGCAGUAUGGAUCCGCUCCCUCCACAGAACCACUUCACAUACAUUGUGUCCAGACCCAUCUACUCAAACCCAACAUUUGAGGAGGACAACCAGAGGCAGGCCAGAGAGGAGAGGACCCUGAGGGAGAGACUUGGCCUUACCUGUGGCUGCUCAGGUAAACGGGCCUUAAAAGUGGUAAAAGGAGUGUUUCCGGUCAUCGACUGGCUUUCCAGAUACCCAAUCAGAGAGUGGCUUCCCAGUGAUGUCAUUUCUGGUGUGAGCACUGGUCUAGUGUGCAGUCUGCAAGGCCUGGCCUAUGCCCUGCUGGUGUCUGUGUCUCCGGUCUAUGGACUCUACUCUGCCUUCUUCCCCAUCCUUACCUACUUCCUGCUGGGAACCUCCAGACACAUCUCUGUGGGUCCCUUCCCUGUCACUUGUCUAAUGGUGGGCUCUGUGGUGUUGACCCUCGCCCCCGACGACCACUUCCUGAUUUCUGUGAAUGGCACGGGUCUGAAUGGGACAGGGGCUGAGGUGAACACUGUAGAUGUAGAGGCCAUGGAAGCCCAGAGGAUCAUGGUAGCCUCCUCCAUGACUCUGCUGGUUGGAGUGUUUCAGGUGGUGAUGGGGUUUCUCCAGGUGGGCUUCCUCGUGCGCUACCUGUCGGACCCCCUGGUGGGAGGCUUCACCACCGCCGCUGCCUUCCAUGUCCUCAUCUCCCAGCUGCGGAUUGUCCUCUCAGUCCCCACUGACAACCACAACGGCUGCUUCUCCGUUGUCUACACGCUCAUCGACGUGUUUACCAACAUCAGCCAGACCAAUUUGGCGGACCUGGUAGCGGGGCUGCUAACCAUCGUCAUCGUCGUGGCUGUAAAAGAGCUCAACGCCAAAUUCCAGCACAGGAUUCCUGUCCCCAUCCCCAUCGAGUUGAUUGUGACAGUGGUUGCAGCUGGGAUCUCCUACGCCACGGAGCUGGAGUCACACUAUGGCGCCAGCAUUGUGCAAAGCAUCCCCAGGGGGUUUGCUCCGGCUCAGCCUCCCAACACAGACGUGCUGUGGAAUAUUCUGGGCUCCAGUUUCUCUACAGCGGUAGUGGGCUACGCUGUCGCUGUGUCUGUAGCCAAGGUCUACGCUGCCAAACAUGACUACCCCAUUGAUGGCAAUCAGGAGCUGAUAGCAUUUGGAUUCAGUAACAUGUUCUGUGGCUGCUUUUCCAGCUUUGUGGCUAGCACUGCACUGUCCCGCACCGCCGUUCAGGAGAGCACGGGUGGCAAGAGUCAGGUGGCUGGUAUGGUCUCGGCUAUGGUGGUAAUGAUUGUGAUCCUGGCUCUUGGGCACCUGUUGGAACCCCUGCAGAAGUCUGUGCUGGCAGCCAUUGUCAUUGCCAACUUGAAGGGAAUGUUCAUGCAGGUGACGGAGGUACCCACGCUGUGGAGACAGAACCGGGCAGACUGCUUCAUCUGGCUGGCGACCUGCCUGGCCUCCAUGGUGUUGGGCCUGGACAUGGGACUCCUGUCUGGCCUGGUGUUCGAGAUGGGAACUGUUGUGUUCAGGACACAGUUUCCUGCAUGCUCUACUCUUGGAAACAUACCUGGCACAAACAUAUACAGGAACAUGAAAGACUACCAAAAUAUUGCUGAAGUUCCUGGAGUUAAGAUUUUUAAGUGUAACUCUCCCAUCUACUUUGCCAAUAUUGAUUACUUCAAAGAGAGAUUGAGAGCCACAGUUGGGUUUGACUCAGUCAGAGUAUUCAAGAAGAGGAAUAAGGCUUUAAAGAAGAUCCACAAGCUUAUAAAGAAAGGGAAACUGAAGGCGACCAAGACAGGAGAGGUGUUGUCGGAGGUCUCCCUGGGUGUUGACAACAAAGGCUUCGAGGGUGAACGGAACGGCGAGCGGGAAACCCGGAAAGUGGAUGACGGGAAUUGGCCUGUGUCAGAGGUGGAGGUCCACGUGGACUGGGCCCUGGAGCUGCCUGUCAGGGUGUCCGUACCUAAAGUCCCGAUCCACAGCCUGGUACUGGACUUCUCAGCCGUGUCCUUCGUAGAUGUGGUGGCCGUCAAGUCCCUCCACCUGGUGAUUAAAGAGUUCCUACGCAUUGGAGUCCAUGUCUACAUCGCAGCCUGUGACGCAUAUAAUACUCCAGAUGAAAUCAUACGGAAGAUGGAAGCCUUGGCCUUCUUUGACGUCGAGAUUACACAAGGACUCCUUUUCCUCUCUGUCCAUGACGCCAUCCUCUUCAUCAAGCUGGAAACAGCCAAUGGAGGCAGGCAUGAUGCAAUUGUCGAGAAGCUCUCUCUAAUGCAGGACUGUGAAGAACCACCGCCUUUCACUGAGGAAGAGGACUUGAUUGAGACUUAUGACAACCAACACAGGGCAAUCCAUGGACUCUCUAACUGAAACACAGAAGAGCUGAAGAUAAAAGAAGGAUCAACCAGCAAAUAUGGCUUCCGUAAGGGACCACUGUAAAAUCAGAGGACACUGGAGAUGGAUCGACCCCUGACUACUGAACAGCUUAAACUCAGAGGAAGUCACACCUGGCCGAACAAAGGAAACAGUUUGAAAAGUUAGGGCUUGUUUACAUCACAAGAGAGAGAAUAGACGCUAGAUAGACUUAGCGAUUUAAUUGACAUUAGCAUGUUUGCCGGAUUGUGGCCGUCAAUUGUGGGAGAGUCAAGCAAUAUGUGUGGUACUGUACAGAAUCUUGAUACAGUUCAGAUACAAUUGUCUUCAAACUGCAAAACUCUGGGGGGGGGGCUUCAAUGAAAAUGUGGUGCAAACUACCUUGGAAGGUGGGAUCUUGUGCUAUCAAUAUCUGCAAGUUUACACAAGAAAAUCUAGCGUCUCGAGUCUCCAUCGAUAUGGCUUGGAAAAUGUUACAUAAUAUAAACAAGCACAUAGAGUGGACUAGGUUAAUUUGAGAAGGAGAUCAUGGAAAUCUCUUAAACAAACCUAACAUUCAUUAAUUAUAACACUCAAUAAUAAACUAAUUUUGAGUGAUAUAUUUAUAUCAUUAUAAACUCUCUGCUAGCAUGUACUUUUCCUUACAUGCCUCUCGACAACGGGAAUGUUGUUUGUGCUUGUGUCAAGGGCUUUCAGAAGGACAGAAGCAUAAACACAGAAGGCCAUUCAUCACAGGGUGAGCCACAGUUGAUCUGUGUUAUAAACACUUCAUUUCCUCCCUGCCGAGACAGUAGUUCCCAUGGGGCCAAGGGGCAGAAGGGACAUUGGGAGAAGCUCAGAUGAACGGCAGUGAGGGAACCAAGGACCCUUGGUUAAUAAUGUAACUUCCUGGUUUAAAAAGAGUGGUGGGGUACUGAUCCUGAAACCUUCACAGUCUCAUUGUUGAUCAUUUCACUGCACGGGGAAUAGUGCCACACAGAAACAGUUGGAGAGGGUUUGAAAAGGUUUCGUUUUUUGUUUGUUUUCAUUCAUGAAUGACUCGUGAAUGAGGUCAAUACUAUGUACAGUGAAUGUCUGACCAUACUGUUGUAAAGAACGUCUAUUAUUACCAAGAGCUGAGUUUAGUUGUUUUCCUUUCAAUAAUGUUUAAAUAUAGACUGCAAGCAUUUCUGUUGGCUUUAAACAGAUUAGUGAAAUACGUAUUUCUGUAUUUAUUUAACAAUAAAAUAUUUGUGAAUUAU